AUGACUCGCUCAUCCACAUUACGCUCACAUUCGACUGAUCGCUCUAAUUCAUCAACAUUAAAUACUUAUUCUGUUGCUUCUCGCUCAUGUCGUUCAUUAACCACAGCUCCAUCCUACAGCCAGCAGCAACAUAUCAAUUUUACUUCAUCAUCAAAUUCAUCUUCUUCUCUCACACAAUCAUCUCUAUCGCUUGACAGUUCAUCAUCAAAACAGAUUGCAAUCAUCCAACAAGAUACAUCAAAAAUAAAACAAUAUUUUCAAAAAUCAAAUUCACUCGAUUCUGGUUAUAAAACAAUAAAUACGCCUAAUACAUCAUCUUAUAUGAAUGAUGCAUCAAUUGUAACAGUGGAUGAAGAAAAUACGAAUAAUACUUUUCAAAAAUUAAAUUCAUCAUCAUGUUCAUCUCCGUUAAGCAUUAAUGAACAAAAAAAUCAAUCGAGACGAAUUGAAUUUUCAGUAGACGAUGAUAAUCUAAGUAUCGACUAUCAACCAUCAUCGAUAGAUUUAAAAACAAAUGAUGUGAAAGUAAAAUAUAAAGGACCACAAUUAUCUAUAACUGAUUUACAAUCAUUAGCUCCAUCGUUUCGUUCACGUACAGCCAGUUUAUCAAAUUAUUCCAUCUCAAAUUAUAGUGUAUUAUUAAAUGAAGUUUGUGGCAAUGAAUCUACGCAAUCUGAGAAUAAACCUUCAGCUGAACAAAAUAAUUCUAAAAUAGAUAAUAAUGAAAAGAUUAAUAAAAAGAAAAGUUUUAUUGCAGCAUUUUUCUCGUCAAAGAAAAAGGAUGAACUAACAGAUAACAGUAUUAAUCAAGAACAGAAAGUCACUACAAUACUAACACCUGUUAGUGUAACACCGACAAAAAAACAGCAAAGAUCCAGAAGCGAGUCCGAAACACCAGAUGAACAAACAACAACAAAAUAUUUAAAUAUAUGUCAAACACAGUCGUCGCUCGUAAAUGACGAACAACAAAAAUCUCAGCAGCCCUCGUCUCGUUCUACUAUUACAGCAACAUUAACAUCAGCUGUACCAAAUUUUUUCUUACCAUCGAAAAAAGAAAAUACGAAAAGAUCAUUGUCAGUUGAAGAGCCAUAUCCUGUUUUGUCAAAUGAAAAGGUGGCAGUAGAACAGAUAAAAGAAUCAGAAACAGAUUUGUCAGUGGAACCAUCCUCUUCAAUAACAACUACAAUUCAUACAAUCAGUCCAGAUUCGGCAAAAAACGUCAGAAUUUCUACUCAGUCUAUCGUACCUCAAUCACAACAUUCCACUUCAUCAUUUGGAACUUCUGCGUUGGGAUUAUUACAUCGUUUGUCAAAUCGAUUCGUUCCAGGCGGAAAACAUGCCGCUCAACAACCUGUUCAAGAUGUUAUCAGCAGCACUGGUCUUGUAUUUGAAAAUCGUCCAGUUAAUUUACCUCCUAAAUCAUUGGAAGAAACCCUGAAACAUCAUAAUCAAUAUCAAAAAAUGUGUAUUGAAGCCAAAAAAUCACAACUGUUGUAUGAUGAAAAAGACGAAAAAUGUCGGCGAUUAAAAUUGAAGCGUGAAGAAUUUGUUUCGAAAUCGUUAAAGAUAUGGACAAAUGAAAUAUUACCGUACUGGGAAAAACAUGGAAUUAAAACUAACAAAGAAAAUAGUAUAAAUACGAAAGCAAUGAAAUUGUGGUGGCAUGGAUUACCGCCCAGGAUACGCGGGAAAAUCUGGAAAAUGUCUAUCGCCAAUGAAAUGGCUUUGACACCUAAAUUAUUUUCUGAACUGGAACAUCUUGCACGUGAAAAAUUAAACGAAAUGAAACAUCAUAAUAUUGAAACAUCGAAGAGUACAACAACAAGAUCGAAUCAUAAUGAGGGUGAUUCACUCACUUUACUAUCCCGACCAGAAACUGGUAUUGAGAGUUUAACAAAUUUUGUUGAACUUAUCCAACUCGAUGUUUCUCGAACAUUUCCACAACUUGGUUUAUUUCAACGAAAUGGUCCUUAUCAUGAUUAUUUAGAAAUAUUAUUAUGUACAUAUGUUUAUUUAUCGCCUGAAAUUGGUUACGUACAAGGUCAAGCAUUUUUGGCUGCUAUGUUUCUGUUAAAUAUGGACUUGUACGAUUCAUUUGUAUCAUUUUCUAAUUUACUACAACGUCCCUAUUUUCAAACAUUUUAUCGUUUUAAUAAUAUCGAAAAAUAUUUAUUAUUAUUUGAACAAUUAUUAAAUUUCUAUCUACCAAAAUUGAGCGAACAUUUUUAUCGUAUGUCAAUAAAACCAAAUUAUUUUGCAUUCGAUUGGUUUUUUACUAUAUAUUCAAAAUCUUUACCAUUGGAUGUUGUAUCAAGAAUAUGGGACAUCUAUUAUCGAGAUGGUGAUGAAUUUGUAUUUCGAACAGCGUUAGGAAUUCUUGCAUUAUAUGAAGAACGUCUAUUAAAUAUGGACACAUUUCAUUGUUUACAAUUUUUAACAAAGUUACCAGAAGAUUUGAAUGCAACACAAUUGUUUAAAUCAAUCGAGACAAUUAAAUUUGAUGAUUUGACAAAAAUAUACGAAUAUUGUCCACUAUUUUAUUUGAUAUCUUCAAAUAGUUAA
Molecule: messenger RNA, 2562 nt
Organism: Didymodactylos carnosus
Lineage: Eukaryota; Metazoa; Rotifera; Eurotatoria; Philodinida; Philodinidae
Source: the annotation of a GenBank genome assembly